AUGUUACUGUUGCUGCCAAAAAGAUCCGUUACAAGCCCUACCCUGUUCGAUUGCGCAUCGAAUACUCAAAGAAUGGGCUCACAGUCUACGUUGACGGUAUGCAGCAAACUACGAGAUAGAGCUUUGAUGAGAGCUGAAAACAUCGUUUUGCCUCGCGACGGUUCUUUCGGAAUGUCCAAAGCCACUGGUGGCCUUGCUGAACCACGAUGUCGCUGGCUUCUCCUGUUGAUCAUUUGGGUAAAAUUCGGAUGGAGUUCGAGCGCCGUAGUGGAGCCAGGAGUUGCAUCUGACUACUGGAAUCAAGGUCGUCUGAUCCAGCCAUGGGCCAACUAA
This is a messenger RNA of Cylicocyclus nassatus, 333 nucleotides long. NCBI's taxonomy places the organism in Eukaryota, Metazoa, Nematoda, Chromadorea, Rhabditida, Strongylidae. The record is from the annotation of a GenBank genome assembly.